UAGUUUGGACGUAUUUGACUCUAUAGACACCCGGCUAACUCUUAUGCUGUUGAUUGAUUAUUGGGACCAAAUUGGGACUGGGAGAAGGGGAGGCAGCCGCAGGUGUCAAUUCUGACUUCUGACAUGUAAAAUCAGUCAGGUGGGCAGCCAGGUGACAGGUGGGCAGUCAGCCCCGCCGGUGCGGCGGCGGCGCGGCGGGCCCGGCCACUGCACUGGUGGCCGGCGCGGCGGUGCACCGCUGCAGUUCUGCCGAGGGCGGGGUCGGUGGCCGGUCCGCGGCCGAGCGGAGGGCUCGGCGCCGGCCGUGACGCGCGCUGCGUAGUGCAUACCUUAGCAGUCGCACGGGGCGCCCCGACGAUGGAAGGGUGAGAGGACACUUAUAGUGCUCAUGGAGCGUGGAAGAUGCUGACAGAACGCCUGACGGACUGGGACACCCUCCUAUACUAGAUUCUGUGAGACGGUCAGGAGUUCUCAGCUGUGCAGGUUCGGGAUGGCGCCGCCGCUCGGGAGCAGGCGUCAUCUGGUCGGCGGCGCCGUGCUGAUAUCGCUCGGCUGUUCCCUGCUCCUGGUGCACAGCCGCUCAGGAGAGCCCGGCUCAUGGCCGGUGCCGUGGACGUACCGGGACCUGCUGCGCGGCCCGCUGGUGCUGGCCGCCGACGAGCCGGCCGUGGUGAGCAUCGUGCGGGCCAUGCUGGACGGGCCCUCCGCAGAGCCGUACCGCCUCAGACGGCCCGGGGCCGCCGACAGCUCGCAGCUGGAGCAGCUCGCCAGCCUGACGCACAUUGUCGGCCGCAAGACAGGAGGCACGUUCGUGGAGGCCGGCGCAUUUGACGGGGAAACGCACAGCACCACACUCUUCUUAGAAAGAUUUAUGGACUGGACCGGCCUGCUGGUGGAGGCAGAGAACUGGAGCUACCGCCAGCUGCUGCUGACGCACAGGAAGGCCCGGACGCUGAACGCCUGCCUGGCGCCCGCCGCCCACCCCCAGCAGCUGGGGUUCGAGGGCAUGCCCGGCUCUCCGCUGUCCUACGUGGAGCCAGGCUCGGCGGAGGCGCAGCUGGACCGGCAGCGGCGGCCGCGCCGCUGCUUCCCGCUCUACUCGGUGCUGCUGGCGGCCGGCCUCACCACCGUGGACCUGCUCGCGCUGGACGUGGAGGGCAUCGAGUACCUGGUGCUCCACUCACUGCCCUGGCACCUGGUCGACAUCAAGGUCGUGAUGGUGGACUACGUGAAACCAGACUUUCAGUUUGAAAAUGGAUCCUAUGAUCCCAUAUUGGAAGAACCCAUACGCAAACUUAUGGCGGAUAAUUCAUAUCACCUUGUCCACAGACUAGAUACUGAUCUUAUAUUUGUUAAAAGCGGCAGUGAAUAUGACACAACUGUCCAUACCUGACGUUUCGUGUGCAUUUCGUAUGCUUGUGAAAUGCGAUGUUCUAUCAUGUAUGACGAAUAAAUAUUGCGACGCAGUCUUAA
Amphibalanus amphitrite is the source of this 1473-nucleotide messenger RNA. RefSeq names its product protein Star-like. The record is from RefSeq and is a predicted model, not a curated record. The coding region runs from base 491 to 1393 and encodes 300 amino acids. NCBI's taxonomy places the organism in Eukaryota, Metazoa, Arthropoda, Thecostraca, Balanomorpha, Balanidae. The transcript has 8 exons.